Messenger RNA from Spodoptera litura, 1053 nucleotides. RefSeq names its product pfs47 receptor. Lineage: Eukaryota; Metazoa; Arthropoda; Insecta; Lepidoptera; Noctuidae. The record is from RefSeq and is a predicted model, not a curated record.
GAUUACCGUACAUUUGUUUACAAUAAAAUAACAGCAAGUCGCAGCGGUAAAGCAGUCACUUGCGAGCGAGAGCACUGACAACAUGGCAGAUCGGCGUUAUUAUGGUUGGGGUGCACCACCACCACCGCCACACGGUUACCCUCCCCCUCCCGGCCACCCCCCACAUAUGUACCCCCCCGGGGCAGCCGGAGUAGUCUUCUACCCGAUGCACCCUGCCUACUUCUAUCCCUACCCCGGAGGAGAAAUACCACCCCCUCCUGAUGGCGGCGAAGUCACUGUGGUCGAUAACGCAGAGCCGGAAUUGCCCGGGGAAACUGUCGAGUUGCCGUGGAGUACAUACCGUUGGGUCCCAGCAUGCUUGAGCCAGCGCUCCAUCCCGCCCGGCGCUCUGCGCGUGGGUACUGAUGUGGAUGGUGACGAGAUCUACGCCGGCAGAGCCCCACAUGAGGGUGACAUCCUUCCCGCAAAGGUCAUCCCCAACAAGAACGCUUGCUACGUCUGCUGGGGUGGCGAGGAAAUCGUCAAAGACCAGUUUGAGGUGCUGGUCCCCGCGAUGUUCUCCUGGCAGUUCUCGACUGGUGGUGAGGUUCCCCCUGGCGCAGUAGCCGCAGGAGUCACUGCUGACGGCGAGAAGCUGUACUUCGGCAGAGUCACACACGACGGAUGCACUACGCCUGGCAAGAUCCAGCCAAGCCACGGCACAUGCUACUAUCCCUUCGAUGGCGAAGAAAGGAGCUCAGCAGAAUACGAAGUCCUUGUACUCAUGUGAAUAAGAACAUAACACUAUUUAUUACUGUAACUAUAAAAUACAACAAAUAAACAUUUAUGACAAGAAAUACAAGACAGAAAAGGCUGUAUUUGUGACUACAACCUUUUAGAUUAAACCUACUUUUAUUACAAAUUACAAUCUGCAUUAUUAUUUCUAUCGAGUAGGUAAAUUAUAAUUACUAAUUACAUAAUGGAAUGGUAUUAUUGUGUCUUGUAUAUAAAACAUCGUAAUUAAUUAGCCAUUUACAAAAGUACGUAAGUAUUAUACACUUUAUAUAGUAAAAA